Molecule: messenger RNA, 631 nt
Organism: Adelges cooleyi (spruce gall adelgid)
Lineage: Eukaryota; Metazoa; Arthropoda; Insecta; Hemiptera; Adelgidae
Exons: 6
Coding region: 263-631 (122 amino acids)
Source: RefSeq, a predicted model, not a curated record
UAAAAAACAUUUUAACCAAGGAAGAGUUGGCAGACGUAAAAAAAAUACUGAAGUAAACCAAACCACUGAUGCUCCAUCUUCGGCUACUGAAGAGUCUGAACCAUCUUCUAAUCCGGUUUUGGUUGCAUUCAGAACUGUUGAUCUAAUAGAAAAUAACAUUAAUAACUUACCUGCCAUACAAGAGUUUUUGCCUCCAUACGAUAAACAACUAAAAUUUGAUGUGCCUACAAUUCUGAAACGGCGAUUGUCCUACGACUAUAAUAUGAUAAACGUUUUUAACAAGCAAUUAAAGUUUCCAUCCAAAUUCACUGUUAUGCAUCUCAUUGAUGGUUAUAUCGGUUCCAAACAAAAAUCAACAAUAUUUGUUAGGGAAAGAGCUUUGUGUGUUGGAUCGACUUUUAUUCAAUAUUUUAAUUCACGAAUACAGACGCUGCUAUAUGCGAAAGAACGUAAUAAUGAAGUGCACAAUAAAGCUGUUGCUCUGUUAUCAGAAAAAAUAAGACUUGACAGUUUACAAUUCAAAUAUAAAAACAUUUAUUCGGAAGACUUGUGGUGUACAGUUUAUGGACCCAUUUAUUUACUAAGGCUAUGUGGUACGUAUGAAAUAUUGACUUUGAUGUUAGCGAAAUGA